This is a messenger RNA of Gossypium arboreum, 729 nucleotides long. RefSeq lists its product as uncharacterized. The coding region runs from base 1 to 435 and encodes 144 amino acids. The transcript is spliced from 3 exons. NCBI's taxonomy places the organism in Eukaryota, Viridiplantae, Streptophyta, Magnoliopsida, Malvales, Malvaceae. The record is from RefSeq and is a predicted model, not a curated record.
AUGGAUGCUCACCUGUCCGUUUCACCAGAUGAGGUGCUAGUAUUUGAAUUAGAGGCCAAACCCUUAAAAUUUUCAUUUUUCAAAUACUCAAACAAAAACAGAGAGAGAAAUCUAAAACUCUCUCAGGGCUCCGGCCUAGGGCCAUCCUGGCUCGUCCCAGAGCACCACUGCCUUUGGCCUCACGCGCCUCACUCGCCACCCUCUGAGCCUCCAUGUUCGGCAGUUAGGGUUUUCAAAGCCCUAUUCUUUUUGCGCGAAUCAAAAGGUGAGCGCGAGGAUCUCGAUGGCGAGACAAGGCUGAGGUGUGGCGCGCUGAUGAAGGCGAUGAUCUCGGUGUUGUUCGCGAGCCGAUGGUGGCGCCUUGACGUGAGGCCAAUAGACGCUCCCCGAAAGUUCUGGAGUUUCAUGAAACGAAAGGGCGCUAAUUGGGCAUGACGUUUGAGGCGUCUAAAGCUUCCAAAAUCCUUUGCGGCGCGACGAGAAAGAGAGCUAGGGUUUCUAACACUAUCUGAAAGUCAUUUGGGCCCCUGCUAUUUGGGCCUUCGGGUUUAUUGGUAUUAUGUGGGUCUGUUUGGGUCUAUUGUAAUGGGUCUGGUUUAAGUUUGGCCUACGGGUGUAUUUGGGUGUAACCGGGCUCACGGGUAGUGCUUCUGUAUUGAACCAAAAACACUUGGGCUUUGUAAUUGGACUUUUAAAUGGACAUUUUAAAUAAAUAAAUACUUAUUUAUU